This is a messenger RNA of Miniopterus natalensis, 1567 nucleotides long. It is a transcript of the gene SERPINC1, whose product is annotated as serpin family C member 1. Lineage: Eukaryota; Metazoa; Chordata; Mammalia; Chiroptera; Miniopteridae. Gene Ontology annotation, molecular function: serine-type endopeptidase inhibitor activity. The record is from RefSeq and is a predicted model, not a curated record. Gene Ontology annotation, biological process: regulation of blood coagulation.
GAACCUCAGAUCUAGAGGAAGGAGCCAGUUUCCAGAGGAAUUGCCUUGGGUCGCACCAUCUCCACCUGCCCAGCCCUGUGGGAGAUUAGCGACCAUGAUUUCCAAUGGGAUAGGACCAGCAGGCGCUGGAAGAAGGAGGGUAUGUCUUCUGUCCGUGCUGCUCAUUGGCCUCUGGGGCUGUGUGACCUGUCACUGGAGCCCUGUGGAGGACAUCUGCACAGCCAAGCCUCGGGACAUCCCUGUGAAUCCCAUGUGCAUUUACCGUUCCCCAGAGAAGAAGGCACCCGAGGAGGAGGGCUCAGACCAGAAGAUCCCCGAGGCCACCAACCCGCGGGUCUGGGAACUGUCCAAGGCCAAUUCCCGCUUUGCCACUGCCUUCUAUCAGCACCUGGCGGACUCCAAGAGUAACAAUGACAACAUUUUCCUGUCGCCCCUGAGUAUCUCCACAGCUUUUGCUAUGGCCAAGCUGGGUGCCUGUGACAACACCCUCAAGGAGCUGAUGGAGGUUUUUAAGUUUGAUACCAUCUCCGAGAAGACAUCGGAUCAGAUCCACUUUUUCUUUGCCAAACUGAACUGCCGGCUCUAUCGAAAAGCCAACAAAUCCUCCCAGUUGGUAUCAGCCAACCGCCUCUUCGGAGACAAAUCCCUUACGUUCAAUGAGACCUACCAGGACAUCAGUGAGGUGGUUUACGGAGCCAAGCUCCAGCCCCUGGACUUCAAGGAAAAUGCAGAGCUAUCCAGAGUGACCAUCAACCGGUGGAUAUCCAAUAAGACCGAAGGGCGUAUCACUGACGUCAUUCCCCAGGGCGCUAUUGACGAGCUCACUGUCCUGGUGCUGGUCAACACCAUUUACUUCAAGGGCCUGUGGAAGUCAAAGUUCAGCGCUGAGAACACAAGGACAGAACAUUUUCACAAAGCCGAUGACCAGCUGUGCUCGGCAUCCAUGAUGUACCAGGAGGGCAAGUUCCGCUAUCGGACUGUGGCGGAAGGUACCCAGGUGCUCGAGCUGCCCUUCAAGGGUGAUGACAUCACCAUGGUGCUCAUCCUGCCCAAGCUCGAGAAGAGCCUGGCCAAGGUGGAGCAGCAGCUCACCCCCGAGGUGCUGCAGGAGUGGCUGGACGGGCUGGCAGAGACGAUGCUGGUGGUCCACGUGCCCCGCUUCCGCAUCGAGGACAGCUUCAGCGUGAAGGAGAAGCUGCAGGACAUGGGCCUUGUGGACCUGUUCAGCCCGGAGAAGUCCAGGCUCCCCGGUAUUGUUGCUGGAGGCCGGGACGACCUCUUCAUCUCAGACGCAUUCCAUAAGGCAUUCCUGGAGGUAAACGAGGAAGGCAGUGAAGCAGCAGCUAGCACCGCCCUCGUGAUUGCCGGCCGCUCGCUGAACCCCAACAGGGUGAUCUUCAAGGCCAACAGGCCCUUCCUGGUUCUCAUAAGGGAAGUUGCUCUGAACACUAUCAUCUUCAUGGGCAGGGUAGCUAACCCUUGUGUGAACUAGAGUGUUCUUCUUUGCACCUCUUCCUGUUUUGGUUUGUGAAUAGAAGUAAAAAUAAAUAUAAUUACUCCCAUCUCA